Messenger RNA from Uloborus diversus, 8469 nucleotides. It is a transcript of the gene CYLD, whose product is annotated as ubiquitin carboxyl-terminal hydrolase CYLD-like. NCBI's taxonomy places the organism in Eukaryota, Metazoa, Arthropoda, Arachnida, Araneae, Uloboridae. The record is from RefSeq and is a predicted model, not a curated record. The transcript is spliced from 17 exons. Gene Ontology annotation, cellular component: cytosol. Gene Ontology annotation, biological process: protein K63-linked deubiquitination. The coding region runs from base 132 to 2996 and encodes 954 amino acids. Gene Ontology annotation, molecular function: K63-linked deubiquitinase activity; cysteine-type deubiquitinase activity.
AUCUUGGACUUGUCGAUUCCUCUUUGAAGGAACGAAGUGAGAAAUGAGCUGAACUUAAUUAUGAGCAGGAACGCCGUUCUUGUGUAAAGAACGUUUCUGAAGUCAUAAGGAUUUGCCUGGGGAGAACGACGAUGUCCUUGGAGCGCCAAAGCAAGCGAAGCAAAUUCCUCCUGCUACAAGAAUGUUACGGUAAAAAGAUCACCGAUGCGGAGUCCCGCCCCCCGCGUGGAGCCCCGCCCUCAGCUUUGGACACCGAAGUUCAGCUUGUGCCGGGCAGCUUGCUCCAGGAGAUCCGCGAAGUCUCGCCCAGCCAGCCGGAAGACCCUUCUCUUUGCGCCCAGUCCCUGGACCACGAGGGCGUGUUCCUGCUGUGUGGGCGGAACGAGGUGUCCCGUGAGCUGAGCCACUUCGAAGUGGAGGUGCUCGGUCCCAUCAGCCCCGUGCGGGAUCGGUUGCGGGUGUUGACCGACGGGGUGUGGCUAAAAGAAGCCUCCAUGAUCGUGGAAGGUAGUAAUGUCAACGUGGAUUUGGGAGCCGACCACCUUGAGCCAGUUGAAGGAAUCGUGCGCUACUGUGGCACCGUGCCGGAACUUGGGAAAGGCACGCUCUAUGGUGUCGAGUUGCUGGCGCACCCCGAGCACGGCGUCUGUGAUGGCAGUAUCCAGGGCAGGCGGUACUUCCAGUGCGCCAGCAACAACGCUAUCUUCGUUGGUAUCAACAGGCUCCGGCUGCAUCUGAGGGGUUACAAAGACACACAUCUCACCAGGACGAACAGCACCAAUAGCAGCACAGGUGGAGCUUUGCCUUCCAGCAAGCCCCAUCCCCUGUCGCUAGAAGCCGCUUGCUCGGAUGGAACCCCGCCCCCUCCGCUGCAGCUGGGCGACCGGGUCGUGUGGAUCAGCGAUUCCGGGCCAGAGUAUGGGGAGGUACGGUGGCUUGGCAAGCUGCUGGACGUUGGCAAUGACUGGAUGGUUGGCGUCGAGUUCGACAAUCCAGUUGGAACAGGAACGGGCAAAUAUAACGAUCAUCAGUUGUUUGAAGCUAAAUUAAACCAUGCCUCCUUAGUACCCAUUAUUGGCUUGAUGAAAGCAGAUGACUUUUUGGGCGAUAAAUCUUUUGGUUCUCCCUUUGGCACCUUGCCCAAGACUUCUAGAAAAAAGAAACCUGGAGAGUCAUCUGGAUCAGUAUUUGUAGAAAGAGUCGCUCUAGUUGAUGAGAAUACUCUAGGCACCUGUGGCAGAGGAAAUUUUACUAAGAAUAGUCCUGGUACUAAGAGGAAGCUCACUCUAUCCAAUUCUGCACCCACUGACGACCUGUCCAAUUCCCCCUCCUGCCGAAGUCCCGAAUUUCUCAAUUCUCAUUUAGGGCUCGAUGCUGACGAAAAUUGCACUGUCAACCCUUUAUAUGAAAUGUUAACUGAAAAAACUAUCCCAUCCAACCAUAAAUCAGGCAUUACAAGACUUGACGAGACUAACACCAUGACCUCUGCAUCUGGGAUAAAUAGAAAAUUAAGUAGCACCAUAUCAUCUCGGCAUUCUGGGCCCGAAGGGGCUGAACUUGAAGUUGGUUCCCUGGUAGAAGUUCUUAUAAAUAGCACUCCUUGCUAUGGAGUUAUUCGGUGGAUUGGUGAAAUACCAGAGGCAAGAGGAAAGUUAGUGGCAGGGAUUGAAAUGGAAGAAGAAAGUUCAAGCUGCACUGAUGGGACUUUUAAUGGAAAGCGCUAUUUCACCUGUCCAUCAAGAAAAGCAUUUUUCGUCCGCUUAAGUCACUGCCGUAAGGAUAGUCGGUUUUUAGAAUCCGAGAAAAGAAAAAGUGCUGUGUUUGGCAGCAUUGAUUGUCCAUCCAUUACUGGUGAUGUCCCCCCUUUGUCAAGUCCCGAAGACAUGAAGCUUCUGUAUGGCAAAAACCGUGGCAUUCAAGGACACCACAAUUCCUGUUAUCUAGAUGCUACUCUUUUUGCCAUGUUCUCUUGCACCAGUGUCUUCGAUUCUAUUCUCCACAGGCCUAAAAAUAGUGAUGACAUUGUCGAAUAUGAUGAAGUUCAAAGGAUACUUAAAGAAGAAAUUGUUAACCCUUUAAGAGCAAACUUUUAUGUUCGAGCUGAUCGUGUUAUGGAACUAAGAAAAAGAUUAGAAAGGCUAAGUUCUGUUAGAGGUCUAACCUCCGAAGAAAAAGAUCCUGAGGAGUUUUUGAAUUCUUUACUUAAUCAAAUACUAAGAGCAGAACCUUUUUUAAAACUAAGUUCUGGUCAAGAAUCCUAUUUCUACCAAUUGUUUGUCGAAAAAGAUGAAAAAUUAGUUUUACCCACUGUUCAGCAGUUAUUUGAUCAGUCUUUUUUAGCAUCUGAUAUUAAAUUAGCAGAAGUUCCACCUUGUUUGCUUAUUCAAAUGCCAAGGUUUGGUAAGCAGUUCAAGAUGUAUCCUAGAAUAAUACCUAGCCAGUAUUUAGAUAUAACUGAUGUCUUAGAAGACUCUCCUCGCCAAUGUAGUAUCUGUGGUCAAGUUGCUGAAUAUGAAUGUAAAGAAUGUUAUGGUCAGUUUGGAGAAGGAUUGGACAGUAUUGCAUUUUGCCAAAAGUGCAUGGACAAAAGUCACAGCCACAAGAAAAGGACGCGUCAUCGUAGUGUUAAAUUAAGUAUUCCUCCAGAAUUCCGAAUGCUUAAAGAUCACACUCCAGUCCCAAGAAUUUACAUGGAGCUUUUUGCAGUUGUAUGCAUUGAAACAAGUCAUUAUGUAUGCUUUGUCAAAUGUGGCAGUGGACCAGAUGCCCCUUGGUGUUUCUUUGACAGUAUGGCAGAUCGAAAAGGUGAACAGAAUGGUUAUAAUAUCCCUGAAGUGGUGCCUUUUACAGAUCUCCGUUGGUGGCUUUCGGAGGAAGGGAUGAAUUUCUUGCUGUCAAACAAGGAGGACAAAGUCUUGCCAGAAAUUACUAGGAGACUGCUCUGUGAUGCUUAUAUGUGCAUGUAUCAAAGCCCUGAUGUUAUGAUGUAUCGAUAAAAGUGAUAGUUCUAUCUUUCUAAUUUAAGUAGCUACUUAAUUAACCUUAAGCUGAAUCGGUGCUUCUCAAACUGAGGACGACAUCAUCGAAAAGUGACUCUGCUUUAAAUGUCUUGUGUUUUUCUCUGUCAUGAUGGUAGCAUGAUACUAGUGUGCCAAAAUGUGCAAUGAGCACUGUGUAUUUAUUGCAUUACAAGUAACACUGUCAUAGUGAAAAAAUGCACAGGUAUUUUAAUUUAUCAAAGAUGAAAUUUAAAGUAAAAUAAGAAAAAACAACAUAAAAUUGCACAACAGUUUUUUUUUCAACCCGACCACACGUGGAUCUGUGCCUAAGAACGUACAGACACCCGAAAUAUCCAUUUUGACGAUCCCCGAGUUAAUUACAACGAGAUUUCUUGUGACAUCUGUAUGUACGUAUGUAUUUGCGUAUGUGUGUAUGUAUCUCGCAUAACUCAAGAACGGUAUGUUGUAGAAAGUUGAAAUUUGGUAGGUGGACUCCUAGUGGGGUCUAAUUGUGCAUCUUCCUUUUUGGUUGCAUUCGGAUGCUCCAAAGGGGGUCUUUUUCCCCUUUUUGGGGGGGAAAUCAUUGUUAAAUUCGAUGUAAACUCAAGUGGUGUUAUAAUGUGGUGGACACUUGGCAAUAUAUCGCCAGUCUUUUGGUCGCCAAGUUUUGUCGCCAACUUGGCGAUUUGGCGAUUUUUUUUAAUUUCUUUUUUUUUUUUAAUCUGGUUUCAGUUUGGCCACUGUUGUCGAUAUUUAGAGGGUAAACUAUUGAAUCAUAUUAAAACUGGCAAUAAUGAGAAAAUGACAUUAAAUUGGAGUAAAAGAAAGUCAUGUGAUGCCACACAUCAGCUCGUUUGAUGGAAAAUAAGUGAGCUAAUGGAUGAAAAAGCAUUGAGCAAAAGUGAUUCAAAAGCUUUUCAUCCAUAAGCUCACUUAUUUUGCAUUGAAAAAGGAGUUCCUUGUAACCCUGAAACACAUGUCUGCAGUAAUCUGUAAUUUUGUGUAAUCUUACCUUGUUUUUUUCUUAUUUUACUUUUCAAGCACAAAAGUAUUUAUUCAACUUUAUGAAACUUAAAUUUAGUGUUAAACAAAGUGCUGCAAACUAGAAUUAAGAUGCAUAAAAUUUCCAAACAUCAGAGCACUGCUCUGACGUUUGAAAAUUUCAUCUGUCUUAAUUUGUGUUAGUUUGAUUUGCAUGAAGAACCGAAAAGUUGUGAUUGAUCAAUGAAGUGAAAAGUUAUGACUUGAAUUUCAGAAAAUUAUGAAGGAAUGUAAGCAACUACAAAUAUUAAAGAUAAACCUUUCAAAUUUUGCUUCACUGUUUUAAAUUAAUAUUUUCCUCUUUUUUUCUGGAAACCGUUUAGUUGUCGUUGUUAUGGUUUGUUAGAUUUUUUUUAAAUCCAUAAAUGUAUUUAAAUUUGAGAUAGACGAGGGAUUACUUUUUGAAUGAUGUUUUUUUUCAAUUUGAACAACAUUUGCCAGUUCUUGAAUGGUGCUCUUGGGCAAAAACACUGAUUGCUGAUUAAAAAAUGCAUGGUGCCCAGUGGCGCACACAGAAAUUUUGCAAGGGGAGGAUCCAUAGUUAAAAGUCCCAUUUUCAUAUCAUACUCCAAUAUGCCGUCAAACAUAUUGACUUGAUUUUAUUGAUUCUUGAGAACAAAAACAGUAAAAAAUAAAUUAUUGAAUAAAUAAUUAGCACUAAUUAAUAAAAAAAUUUAGUAACAGAUACUUAAAUUACCAGAAAGCAAAUGAAUUUAUGCAAUGUAUUUACUUUUAUCAUUGUUCAUAAAUGGAAAGAGAUGCCCAAAUUCAAGUAUAAGAAGCAUCAAGUCUAAAGAACAAGAAAAAUCUAAUUUUAACCUGUAAUUACAAAACUAAAAACAUUAUUAUUACUCUGUUUCCAUUUACAGUCACCCUUAGUCUGCCUCUAUAGGUUUACAAAACAUCUUAGAAUAAAAUUUAGUUUUCUAGUUCAUUUUUCGAUUUUAUUUAUAACUUCCUCAGUGUGUGAUGGUGACAUUGCUUGAAUUCAUCAGUACAAGAACAUAUUAAACGUUCAUUACACAUAGUACUAUUUAAGUAUGUUUUUAGCCUUCUCAAGGUCGAGAAAGAUCUCUCGCUUGUGCAAUUCGUUACAAGAAAUGUACAUUUUCUAAAAAAUCUUUUUACAAGAGGAUUUUUUUCCCUAUUAUUAGAACUGAAAUUCUUGUUUUCUUUGUUUGGAAAUAUUUUGUGUAUCAGGUACAUAGAAUCAUAAUCAGUUGAAAUAAGAAAAAUGCAAGAACUAUGGGAGGGGUCCGGACCCCCUGGACCUGUGUGGGCCACUGAUGGUGCCAGAAGUUUGGGAAGCACCCAGCUAACAAGUCAGGGCUGGACCCUGAUUUUAAACAUUCUUUUAUCUACCUACUUAAAAGUGUUUAAAUUCAGAAACAUUUAUUUUCAACCUGACUGUGGUCAACUCAAGUUGUGAACAAAACAUGUUAGUAAUGUGUGCCGUCCUAUUUUGGAGGUGAGGAGUGGAGCUAAGGCAUAGAUGAACGAUUUUUGUACAUAAAGACCAUUAUUUUGGUAUAACUUACAGUGUUUGUGACAUUAUAAUAUACAUUAUACUUUGUUGAAGAGAGUGAAUCACAUGGCAAAAGCAAAAUAUUUUAAUUUAUUUAUUAAAUAUAACUUAGACCAGCGAUUAUCAACCGGUAAUUUCGCGGACCGGCACCGAUCCCUAAAAAAAUUUGGCCGCUCCUCAAAGAUUUUUUGCUUGUCGGCGUUUAAAAAAAAAAAAAAAAAAAAUCCUGAAAUCCGGACUUUAAAAAAGAAAAAGAAAGAAACAAGGAAAGAAAACACCAAAUCAAUAAUAUCCUAUCCAACAUUUUUUGCUUGAAUUUUAUGAUUAAUUUUUGUAAUUUUUAAUGAUUUUUUCCAAUGUUUAUUACUCAUGUACAAAUAUUACUAUAAUUACUUAUCUUUUUCUUAACUUUUAAAGAUUUUUGUAAGAAUACUUUAAUAUCAAGUUAAGUUUUAUUCAUAUAUUUAUCAAUUCAUCUAUUAUCAUUAUUUUGUUAAAAAAGGAAAACCUCAGCCGUUUUCAAAUAUUUUAAGAGCUUUUUAUGGUCCGCUAGGCAAAAGGUUUUUUUCUUUUUUUGUGAAAAAAAAAAAAAAAAGAAAAUGGGAUGAAACCUCACAGGUCUGCAAAAAAAGUUAAACAAGAUUUCUAGUUGUAUUUGAAGUAUCAUUCUUUUGUAAUUCGCCAUUUAUUUAUUUAUUUUAAGGCGUUUGAUGUAUAUAUAUCAUUGGGACUUUUUUUCAGUGCUUCUCAGUUUAGAAGGUAGAAGCAAAAAAGAAAAGAAAAAAAAACGAGUCUCUCUAAAAUAUAUGCCAAUAAGGACAUGAAAAAAUAGUAGUUGUGGGUAUUGAAUAUGGGUAGCAAUUGAAGCUCGCAUAAUCCCAGAGAUUUGCUUAUGAAUGUGGUUGCUUUUUUUUAAUUUAUAAAGUAAUCUAAAUAAACUUCUCUACAUAAAAAAAUGUAGUGUCCUCAAUUGUGCAUGUUUGUAUUCGUAUAUCCUUUGACAUUAUUGAUCUUAGUUUUUAUAAGCUGUGAUAAAAGUGAGUAUUUUAACAUAUUUAUCAAUUUCUUGUAAAAUUGAUGAAAGCAAAAAAGUAAUUAGAUCAACUGAAAGCAAGUCAAACACUUCCAAAAUAAAUGCAUCCCUUUGAUUAAGUAUAAAAUAGUUUCGCUGUAUAAUGUAUAUAAAAAUAUAUUAAUAUCUAUAAUAUAUUACUAAUUUAUGAAAUAUAUAUCAUAUGAUGAUAAGAGUAGCAAGACUGCUAUUUUUAUACCGCACAUUACUUUUAAUUUUAUCAUUUUUACAAUUAAUUUAUUUAUUUACUUUUUAUAACUUUGUGUGUCUCACUUCAGUAAGGUGUUUUAUGCACUUUCUUACAUUUUUAGACCUAGUUUAGAGUUUUACAUUUAUAUUUUCAGUUUUAAAAGAAAUAUGAAAUAAUUGUUUAUCUCAUUUGUUUAGUUUCUAUGAAUAUUGCUAAGAAGUGUUGUAUUUUUCUGUGAAAAGUAUUCAUAUUAAAUCUGUAAAUUUUCUGUUUAGUAAGGAACUGAAGCAUUAGUGAAAAGUAUGAGAUUUUUUAUGUGUUAAAAGACUUCAACAAGUGUAAUUUUGUAGAUAUUCAUCAAAGAAAUUUACUCAUAUUAAACAUUCUUGUUUUAAACCGUUCAAAUGUUCAUGACUAUACUUAUAAAUAACAUUCUAAUUCACUUGCAAUAUUCAAAAUUAAGACAAAAAAUCAGGAACAUGUCUUGAAAUUGGUUUUUUAAGUUUUGGCAUUAUAAACCCAAAACUAAAAUUAUUAAACAGGGAGAGAGUUAUACUAUCGGUUUGGUUAUCUUCAAAAAUGACAAUUAUUUAAGAACCAACCAAGAUAUAUUGCUUUUUGAAGGCAAAUCCAUUUAUAAUAAUUGGCAAACUCUGCUGAUUAUGUUUAAGUCAUUCUGAUUAAGUGUUAGAGAAGGAUAUUAGUUUGAUUUCUGUUCAUGUUUGGCUCAAAACACAGCUGUGUAAAUUAACUGGUGUACUGGACUGUAUGUGUAAUUACUCCGCCGUCUCCAGUUUUAAUACAUAAAAAUUACACUAUGUUUUUCUAGCAUAGCAGCACAAAUGUUGUUAUGUUAUAGGAAAAUAAAUUCCCCCAUUUAAAAACUGAUUACUUAAUGAUUAAGAGUGAAUUACUAAAGUGAAUAACCAAAAAGAAUUUGAUGAAUAUCCUUUUCAGCUCCAUGUUCAGUUGCUUAAAAGAUUAAAAGAAAGAAGAUGAAAAUUGCUUAAAAGACAUGUCUGUCUGUAAAUGAAAAGCAGAUUUUCUGACAAAAUAAACAGUCAGAAAAUUUUAUUCAAAAAUGUGGACAGAAGGAAUCAAAUAUGUGGUAUAUAAUUAAUUAAUAUUCAUUUAACUAAACAAUUUCAAUGAGUAUUGCUUUUUUAAAUCAUAUAUAUUAUUUUAAAAAAUCAAAAUAUUCUUAAUAUUUUGCUGCAUUUUUUUUUUUUUUUUUUUUUUUGAUAUGGUAAUAAGAUUAAAUUUUGUGAACUUUCAAAUCUGUGAAGGAAAUUUUUGUUGUUUUCACCAAUAAUUGAAUAAAGCACAAAUUGUGAAGGAAACGUUUCAAAUAGCUAUUUCAAAGCAACAGUGGCAAGCUAUCAUUAAUACAAGAUCACUCAACACCAGGUCUGCGAAGUCAUGGGGUAAAGGGGUUGUGAGACUAAGGUUUAAAAUUCUAAUAGUCAGAGUUUGUUAUUUACCCUCAAAGUCUGAAACCUUGCCAGUGCUUGCAGAGUUGGAAUCAGACUGAUUUUGGGGUAAAGGAGUCUAACAAGGAGAUGGCACGACCGUGGGGUCGGAGAUUUGCGUCAAUUUUUCUUGUGGUGAAAGAGGACGGCUAGUACCUUACGUGGUUAAAGUA